ACGAUUUAUUUAUUUGCAUUAGUAAACACUUCGGGGAAACAUUUGAAUCAUGUUGAUUUCGAAGCAGUCUUUCAAUAGCACUUGAUUUUUGCAGAACAACUAUCUAAUGUAACUAUAGGACAGGGGGAUUCAGCUGUCAUUUCAAGCACUUCACACUGUGGAGAGGCGAAGCGUCUUGCUUUCACGUCACGAAGUAAAUAGCCGACAGGGCAGCACAAUUAUUCGGGGCAAUGAGGAAAUGGACAUCUGAUUCGUGAUGGACUCGUUAGACAGCUCCGAAUCUCGUCUUGUCGAGAAUACAGAAUCGAGUUUGCCAUGGGCCCGGUUCUCUUCGUGGCUGGAGUGUGUCUGCGUCGUUACUUUCGACCUCGGCCAAGCCAGAGCUGGUGUACCCCACACCAUGUGAAACUCACUGAGGAGAAAACUAGCGUUUGCUACCUGUCAUUCCCUGGCUUUUACUCAGCGAGCGCUGGCCCAUUUCUAUGGCUAUGUCUACUUCAGACAAGUCGAGGACACCGCCGUCAAAAGAGGCUACUUUCAGAAGCUCUCGCUAGUCUCUUGUACUGGUGUCCAGACUACCGUAUGCCCACCUCUUUCAGUCCCUGCUGCAGAUCAUAGCUCCAGAGUAUUUUGAGAAGUUGGAACCUUGCCUUGAAGCAGUGUGCAACGAGAUUGUCCAAUGGCAAUCUACGGUGCCAGGGCUGACACUCAACCUACUUGUGAUGGGCGUGGUCAUGCAGGUCAGGAUCCCAUCCAAAAAUGACAAACCAGGGGGGAGCCCGGUGAAACAAGGACAAAAGGAGGGGUUUCCAGUUCUUCCUGAUCCACCUGCAGAUCCUCUGGGAGCUCAUGCUGAUCGGGGAGCCCGUGGUCAUCAUGGCACCCUCUCCCACUGUCUCCUCGGAAACCGUGCUGGCCCUAGCGAGCUCGAUUGCUCCACUGCAGUAUUGCUGUGAAUACAGGCCCUACUUCACCAUACACGACACUGAGUUUAAGGAGUAUACCACUUCGACACAGGCACCUCCCAAUGUGAUUCUGGGGGUCACUAAUCCCUUCUUCAUAAAGACCUUCCAGUCCUGGCCCCACAUUACAUGCCUUGGAGAACUCAAGAUGUCAGGUGACCUGCCUGUGAAGGUGAAGAAACUAGCCAAGCUGAAAACACUGGACACUAAGACAGGUAAAACAUCUGGAGUUAUGGAACCAACAUGGUUUGAGAGUGAGUUGGUGUGUAAGAACAUGUUCUCCCAACCUGUAGGUAUCUACACAGCACAUAAAAUGUUCCUUCAAAAAGAGAAGUCUCAUCAAAAGACUCCUUCAAGGGAUCCAGAGGAAGAGGCCAUCCUGAGGUGCAGAGUGCCAUUUUGAGGAGACAUCUGUUAGAACUCACCCAGAGCUUCAUCAUCCCACUGUGUUGAGGGGACUGCCAUCCCUACCACACAUCCAUCCCACCCCUAUAUAGACUGUCUGUCCUGCUGCAUGCUGUGUGUCUCACCUGUCUCCCCCAGGAACACUGCCUGAUGCCUCUGCUAGAGGUCUGUGACUCCUUGUAAGGUGGGUGACAUUGAUAGUAUCAACAUACCAUAGAAACAGGUUUGCUAUGUUUAAAUACGUGUGUGUGUGUUUCAGACCCCUCAGAUCUGUUUCCUUCAGUCAGGAGGAGUUCAUGGGGACUCUGGAGCACGCUGGACCUCGGCUCACCUCUGUGCACAAAGGGGAUUGGGUGGGCCUGUACAGGUGAGUCUGUCCAUCUGCCACCUCAUCUGUCAUUUCUAACUAUUGUAUCUAGUUGUGGCACAUAUUUUUCUCAACAAAUCAUCCAUAAUGCAUUGCACUUCGACGUAUGGCCUAGUACGAAAUUCUUCAGGUCCCCCCCAACUUCGAUGGCUGGUAUCGCCUGCGACAUGGAAAUGGCCCAGAAACCAGAAUGUCUCCACCUAGAGGUCGUCUGUAAUGCUGUGAGUUGAUCCCCACAGCCUUGUUCACGCACACCUAAAGACAUUAGUUUAACUCUACUUACAGAGCAUCAUGUGACCAAUCAACUCAACCACACGACUCCACUGACUUUAAUUCAGUUAGGAGUCCUUUCCUUACCCAUAAGAGUUGGUUUGUUUUAAUGUUUUGUUAAUGAUCUACUCACCCAGGACCUGCUGGGUUAGACCAAAGGCAAGUCAGAGGUGGAGAUCGUGGACCUGGUCCUGAAGCUGAGAGGGAAACUGAUCAGUAAAACUCAUCAAUAUGUCCAUUACACUCACCUCAACCAUUUGUAACAUGCUAUAUUUAGUGUAAGAAAUGAAUUCUGUGCCACAAACCAUUGUGUACUAUAGUCUGUCUGUCCUCCCAAUCCAGAUGAAGGCUGGAAAGCAGCAGCUCCCAGUGAAGGAAGGGGUGCUGGAGAACCUAGAGGGAUACCUCCAGACUAUCCUCAACUCUGUACCAUAGGACAUGCUGACUGUACUACACAGAUACUGACUCUAACACUGACACACUGCUGAAUAGAUACAGAAACUGAUGCUGAAGUGUUUUUUUUUUUG
Molecule: messenger RNA, 2531 nt
Organism: Oncorhynchus masou masou (cherry salmon)
Lineage: Eukaryota; Metazoa; Chordata; Actinopteri; Salmoniformes; Salmonidae
Product: protein DENND6B-like
Exons: 9
Coding region: 850-1365 (171 amino acids)
Cellular component (GO): recycling endosome
Molecular function (GO): guanyl-nucleotide exchange factor activity
Source: RefSeq, a predicted model, not a curated record